Molecule: messenger RNA, 1331 nt
Organism: Cyprinodon tularosa
Lineage: Eukaryota; Metazoa; Chordata; Actinopteri; Cyprinodontiformes; Cyprinodontidae
Gene: blcap
Product: bladder cancer associated protein
Exons: 2
Coding region: 301-564 (87 amino acids)
Source: RefSeq, a predicted model, not a curated record
GAAGAAGAAGUAGAGGAGGAAGAAGACGAAGCAGCAGAAGAAGAAGAAGAAGUAGAGCCGCAGGCAGCAUAGCUGCAGCUCGUUAGCUCAUACGCAGUCCGGCUGCUGUCUCUGAUAAAUGCUGCUGGUUUCCGUUUCCUGAUAAUGAACCCUACAGAUGUCAGGGAUGACCUGACGACAGAAACUUCCAGCAGCUUUGUCCUCUUCCUGCAUCAUCCCAGUUCCGUUGGGUAGAAUAUCCUCCUCCAUCGCCGCCAUCAGCUCCCGGUUCGUCCCCGAUCGCCCUGACCUACGGUGACCAUGUACUGCCUGCAGUGGCUCCUCCCCGUGCUGCUCAUCCCCAAGCCGCUGAACCCGGCCCUCUGGUUCAACCACUCCAUGUUCAUGGGUUUCUACCUGCUCAGCUUCCUGCUGGAGAGGAAACCCUGCACCAUCUGUGCCUUGGUGUUCCUGGCCGCCCUCUUCCUCAUCUGCUACAGCUGCUGGGGCAACUGCUUCCUCUACCACUGCCAGGAUGCCGCACUGCCGGACGCCGCCCACGACCCCGCCAUCGUCGGCACCUAGGAGGAGGCGGCAUGAGCAGGCGGCGGCGGUGAAGGGGAUUUACUGUAGAAUGACACUGCCACGCCGGAGGAACACAGAGGGCUCAGCCAACGGUUGGAGACGAAGAUCAGCAAACUAGAAUCAAAGGGAAUCUUUAAGUUUGAGCCGACAGGAUGUUUUAUUUCCAGCGUUUGGGUCUGUGAGGCAUUAGAAAGUAGAAACUGAACGUUUUCUGUUUCUCCUGGUGUCCAAAGCUCUGCAGCCCGUCUGCGAGACGUUCUUCACGGUCCGAUAAAACGCAACAAGCUUCUCCUGGACCCAUCAGUGUUUCCACCUCUUCCUGCGCCUCCAUUUUGUUUUGUUUUUUAAGCAGAUUUUCCUCCUGCAUGAUUUGCUGUUUUCUUUUUUUCCAAACUGUCAGAUUCAGUUUUUAACUUGAACAAAACGCUGAAACCUUCCAAAGGGUACCGACCGGCGGUCGGCCGGCGCGGCGUCUGCUGAUGCUGAAAUAUUGAAACCGUGCGGACUCUGCAGGCGGCCAACAAGGAGACACGGGUCGGCCAUCUUUUUUUAUCAACCGUAAGCAAUACAGGAAGCUGGAACCACCUUUAUCCCUGCAGGACGUCUGAUGAUCAUUUCUGUUUCCACGGUGAUCCGGCGCUCCCAGUGCUGAUGUUUAGCUGUCAGACUCUUUGUUCCGUGUUCCUGCUGUGGGGGGGGGCGAGGAAUGUGCUCAACGCCGCAAGUUUACCUUGGUUUUAAUUUAAAUAAAGUCUUUCUUCAGUGUU